AUGGACAUGGACAAAACAGCAGCUGCCCUUGAAGCUGUUAGCAAGGAAAUUAUUGAUCUGGAGAACAUCCCUGUUGAAGAGGUUUUUGAAAAGCUGAAAUGCACAGAAGGAGGUUUAAGCUCUGAUGAGGUUCAGAAACGGUUGGACCUUUUUGGCUACAACAAACUUGAAGAGAAAAAAGAAAAUAAAAUCCUGAAAUUUUUGGGAUUUAUGUGGAAUCCUCUCUCAUGGGUUAUGGAAGCAGCUGCACUUAUGGCUAUCUCUCUUGCACAUGGCGGCGGAAAGGAUAUAGAUUACCAUGAUUUUGUUGGCAUUCUUGCACUGCUUAUAAUCAAUUCAACAAUCAGUUUCAUAGAAGAAAACAAUGCAGGAAAUGCUGCUGCAGCCCUUAUGGCUCGCCUGGCUCCAAAAGCAAAGGUUUUACGUGAUGGGAAAUGGAGCGAAGAGGAUGCUUCUGUGUUGGUUCCUGGAGAUAUUAUUAGUAUCAAGCUAGGAGACAUUAUUCCUGCUGAUGCUCGUUUGCUUCAAGGAGAUCCACUGAAAAUCGAUCAGUCAGCUCUUACGGGAGAGUCUCUACCAGUGACAAAACAUCCCGGUCAUGGAGUUUACUCAGGCUCAACAUGUAAACAAGGUGAAAUUGAAGCAGUUGUUAUUGCAACUGGUGUACACACUUUCUUUGGGAAGGCAGCUCAUCUUGUGGAAACCACAACACAUGUUGGGCACUUUCAACAGGUCUUAACUGCUAUUGGAAACUUCUGUAUAUGCUCCAUUGCCAUUGGGAUGGUGAUUGAACUCAUUGUUAUAUAUGGCAUUCACCAUAGGGCUUAUCGAACUGGUAUAGAUAACUUGCUUGUUAUACUUAUUGGUGGUAUCCCAAUUGCUAUGCCCACUGUUCUUUCUGUCACCAUGGCUAUUGGCUCUCAUCGCUUAUCUCAACAGGGCGCCAUAACAAAGAGAAUGACAGCUAUCGAGGAAAUGGCAGGAAUGGAUGUGCUUUGCAGUGACAAAACAGGCACACUGACUCUCAACAAACUUACAGUGGACAAAAAUUUGAUAGAGGUUUUUGUCAACAAUGUUGACAAGGAUAUGGUAGUUUUGAUGGCAGCAAGAGCUUCAAGGUUGGAGAAUCAAGAUGCUAUAGAUGCUGCAAUUGUUGCAAUGUUGGGCGAUCCUAAGGAGGCACGAGCUGGAAUCACAGAGGUUCACUUCCUUCCCUUCAAUCCAACUGAUAAGAGAACGGCCCUUACUUACCUUGAUGAGGCUGGUAAGUUGCAUAGAGUCAGCAAAGGUGCACCAGAGCAGAUACUCAAUCUGGCCUGGAAUAAAUCAGAUAUCAAAAACAAAGUUCAUUCCAUAAUUGAUAAAUUUGCUGACCGUGGACUUCGAUCCCUUGCAGUUGCUCGACAGGAAGUGCCUGCUGGUAAUAAAGAUAGUGCUGGAGGACCCUGGGAAUUUGUUGGUCUUCUGCCUUUAUUUGAUCCUCCCCGCCAUGACAGUGCUGAGACCAUUCGAAGAGCCCUGGAUCUUGGUGUCAGUGUUAAGAUGAUAACAGGUGACCAACUGGCAAUUGCUAAGGAGACAGGAAGAAGACUUGGGAUGGGCACAAACAUGUAUCCUUCAUCAUCUCUGCUUGGUGACAAUAAGAAUGAAGCACUUGGUGCUUUACCAAUUGAUGAACUUAUUGAGAAUGCUGAUGGAUUUGCUGGAGUUUUCCCUGAGCACAAGUUUGAGAUUGUGAAAAGACUUCAAGCUAAAAAACACAUAGUUGGAAUGACGGGUGAUGGGGUCAAUGAUGCACCCGCAUUAAAGAAAGCAGACAUAGGGAUUGCUGUUGCAGAUUCCACAGAUGCCGCUAGAAGUGCUUCUGAUAUUGUUUUGACAGAACCUGGUUUGAGUGUGAUCAUUAGUGCUGUUUUAACGAGCCGUGCAAUCUUUCAGAGAAUGAAGAAUUACACGAUAUAUGCAGUAUCCAUCACAAUACGUAUAGUGUUAGGGUUUAUGCUGCUUACUGUGAUCUGGAAGUUCAAUUUCCCUCCUUUCAUGGUCCUAAUCAUUGCCAUUCUUAAUGAUGGUACCAUUAUGACAAUAUCCAAAGACAGGGUCAAGCCAUCACCAGUUCCUGACAGUUGGAAGCUCAAAGAAAUUUUUGCUACUGGGAUUGUUUUAGGCAGCUACCUGGGUUUAAUGACCAUUAUAUUCUUCUGGGCAGCCUAUGAAACUGAUUUCUUUCCAGAUAAAUUUCGCGUAAGAAGCUUCUACAAAAACAACUUUAAUCUUACAGAUAAGGGUGUCAGGGAUCAUUUAAAUGCACAGUUGGCAUCUGCAGUGUACCUCCAAGUUAGCACCAUCAGCCAGGCUCUAAUAUUCGUGACUCGCUCCCAAGGAUGGUCAUUCAUGGAGAGGCCCGGUCUUCUUCUUGUUACUGCUUUUAUCAUUGCCCAACUAGUAGCAACUGCUAUUUCUGCUCAUGCGUCAUGGGGUUUCGCUGGAAUUAAAGCUAUUGGAUGGGGAUGGUCAGGCGUUAUUUGGCUCUACAAUAUUGUAACCUAUGCACUGCUUGAUCCCAUCAAGUUUGCAGUUCGAUAUGCACUCAGUGGUAGAGCCUGGGAUCUUGUGCUUAACAAAAGGACGGCAUUCAACACUCAAAAGGACUUUGGUAAGGAGGCUCGUGAGGCUGCAUGGGCGGCUGAUCAGCGAACGCGCCAUGGCCUACGGUCUUCGGACCCAAAGAUCUUCUCUGAAAAGCACACUUUUAGGGACAUCAGUGUCAUGGCAGAAGAAGCCAAAAGGCGUGCAGAGAUUGCAAGAUUACGGGAACUUCAUACCUUGAAAGGCAGAGUCGAGUCCUUCGCAAAGUUGAGAGGUUUGGAUAUCGAUGUCAACCAACAUUACACGGUGUGAGGGGUACUCUGAAUGGCGUUUCCGAUGUCAAAUGCUCCCUUCUUUUUGCCUUUCCUUUUUUUUUUAAUCUCUUUGCUUGAGAUGUAUUCACCCAUGAGUCGCCCACCAACCCCUUUCGAGCCUUAAUAUCCAUAGUGGGGACUAAUAUUCCUUAAUGAUUCCAUAUGAACUAUCAAUAAGAGCCUUUAAUGCCAAUUUCAUCA
This is a messenger RNA of Theobroma umbraticum, 3104 nucleotides long. Its product is annotated as plasma membrane ATPase 1-like. Gene Ontology annotation, molecular function: ATP binding; P-type proton-exporting transporter activity; ATP hydrolysis activity. Gene Ontology annotation, cellular component: membrane. Gene Ontology annotation, biological process: proton export across plasma membrane. The record is from RefSeq and is a predicted model, not a curated record. NCBI's taxonomy places the organism in Eukaryota, Viridiplantae, Streptophyta, Magnoliopsida, Malvales, Malvaceae.